AUGGCCGAAGCCAGGCUAUUUGGAUUUCAGGAUGCGUUUGCCUGCUCGUUGUGUCUGAAGACCCUGACUGACCCCGUGUCCCUGAAUUGUGGUCACAGUUUCUGUCUGAAGUGCCUCACGGACUGCUGGGAUCAGAGCCACGUGUACAGCUGUCCUCAGUGCAGACACGUCUUCAUCCUGAAGCCUGAACUGCACAUAAACACGCUGCUGAUUGAAGUCAUCGAGAAACUGAAGAAGACGGAACUCAGCCCUCCCUCGACACAGAAUUGCACCGGCCCUGGUGACGUGGAGUGUGACGCUUGCUGUGGGAAGAAGUUCAGAGCCGUGAAGUCGUGUCUGACCUGCAUGGCCUCCUUCUGUCAGACUCACAUCCAGCCCCACUACAGAGAUGCUGCCCGGAAAGGCCACAAGCUGGCUGAUCCUGAUAAAGAUCUAAAGGCGAAGCUCUGUGCAAAACAUCACAAGAGCCUGGAAGUAUUUUGCAAGACUGAUGAGAUGUGUCUCUGCAAGAUGUGCAUGGUGGCUGGACACAAGGGGCAUAAAGUUGUCGAGCUGAAGACGGAAGGAAAGAAAAAGCAGAAGCAGCCGGGGAUGACACUGAGUGAAAUCCAGAAGAGAUUCAGGGAGCAAGAGAAGAAACUGAGGGAGACCAAUCAGCCAGGAGAAGUGAUGAAGAUGUCUGCAGAAAAGGAGGUGAAGGGAAAGGAGAAGAAGUUCACUGGUUUGAAUCACUUCAUUGAGAAACCUCAGAGGAAAAUGGCCAAGCGAAUCAGAGAACUAAAGAGAGAUGUGGAGAAGACUGAAGGAAUCAUGGAGCGCCUGCAGAAGAAGAUUGAGGAGUUGAAGAGCAAAGACGCUGAGCUGAAGGAAGAGUUCAUGCAGACUUUUUCAUCUUUCUGUGCCACUCCUGCUGAUAGAGGCAUAACUGUCACCCCUGAUUUCUCUUCUGAGGAAAUGCGAAAGGAGAUGUCCUGUCUGAAAAAGCAACUGGAGAAAGUCAAUCAGCAGGACGUCGUGAAACUGACACCAUCGUGUCAUGAAGCUCCAACCUGCACCCUGCAGUCUCCUGAACCUCAGAGCCGAGAGGAGUUUCUACAAUACUUCUGUCCCCUCACACUGGACAUCAACACGGCACACAGAGUCCUCCGUCUGUCUGAAGGGAACAAGAAGGUGACAUGUGAGAAGACAAAGACCAAAUAUCCUAAUCAUCCUGACAGGUUCGACUGGUGGGAGCAAGUUCUGUGUAAAGAGGCUCUGACUGGGACUCGCUGUUACUGGGAAGUGGAGUGGAGUGGGGAUGUCAUGGCGAUGGGAGUCGCAUACAAAGGACUGGGCAGGAAAGGAAACGGUGAUGAGUGCCGUCUUGGAUACAACAACAAGUCCUGGGCUUUGGUCUGUUCUCAGUCAUGGUCCUUUGUGUGUCACAAUAGCAUGAUGACUCUAAUCAGCGCCCCCCACAGCCCCAGAGUAGGUGUGUAUCUGGACUGGCCUGCUGGCUCUGUGUCAUUUUAUAGCGUCUCACACACAAUGACCAUCCUGCACAGGUUCAACACCUCCUUCACUGAGCCCCUCUAUCCGGGAUUUUGGCUCGCUCGGGGAGCAGCCUCAGCUGGGUCGAGCUAUGGCCUGGUGUACUUAGUCAAGGCACAGAUCACAUCAGAGAAAUGGCUGGUGUUCCAGAAGAGCCUGCUGGACACAAGGGAGUCAAAGCUGGGGGAGCUGUCAAAAAUGGGACCCGUUAAAGCCAAUUGCUGCACUCCCUGA
Molecule: messenger RNA, 1764 nt
Organism: Polypterus senegalus (gray bichir)
Lineage: Eukaryota; Metazoa; Chordata; Cladistia; Polypteriformes; Polypteridae
Product: E3 ubiquitin-protein ligase TRIM16-like
Exons: 8
Coding region: 1-1764 (587 amino acids)
Molecular function (GO): protein binding; zinc ion binding
Source: RefSeq, a predicted model, not a curated record